Molecule: messenger RNA, 686 nt
Organism: Prorocentrum cordatum
Lineage: Eukaryota; Dinophyceae; Prorocentrales; Prorocentraceae
Source: the annotation of a GenBank genome assembly
AUGUUUUUCGGGCGGCCGAGGGGGGAGCUGGCCGAGGACGCCGAGAUCGCCGAGGCCGGCGAGCGGCCAGCCGCCUGGAGGCUGUUCCGCUGGGACGACCAGGACGAGGAGGCCUGCGCGUUCCACCGCCGGCGUGCGGCGGGCGAAGUCGUGCCGACGGAGGAGCAGGACGCUCUCAUCGCCAGGCGGAAGGAGCUGCGCCUCGCCGAGGGCAUCCAGCUGUUCGACGACUGGCUGCUGUCCUCGGCCAAGGAGGCCGCCAGCGGUGCCCGUGUCCACCUGGUGCUGGAGGCGCCGGUGGGCGCCGACGAAGUGGAGCUUCACGUCGAGGCCAGCGUCGCGCCAGCGCCGCCAGCGCACGAGUGCUUGCGGCGCAUCGAGUUGGACUCCGACUCUGACAGCGACGAGGCCGAGGACCCCGAUGACGGCGGGCGGAGCCCGCGGCGCGACAGCACUCUGCGCAGGCAGGCGGCGCGCGCGGGGCGCGGGCGACCCGCGCGUGAGGCCGCCUGCUUCUUGCCCUCGGUGCUCGCCCUGGCCCCUCUGGUUAGGCUGCUCCUGGGGGGUCGGUGCGACGCACUGGGAGGGCGCGCCGGCACCGAGCCAAGGAGCGUCGGGACCGCGCUCCGCCGCCAGAGGAGGAGGAGCUCGGUAUCGAUCGGUCGGGCGGCGCAUGGCCUGCUCAC